Messenger RNA from Castor canadensis (American beaver), 3810 nucleotides. RefSeq names its product zinc finger protein 710 (gene Znf710). Gene Ontology annotation, biological process: embryo development; regulation of transcription by RNA polymerase II. NCBI's taxonomy places the organism in Eukaryota, Metazoa, Chordata, Mammalia, Rodentia, Castoridae. Gene Ontology annotation, cellular component: nucleus. The record is from RefSeq and is a predicted model, not a curated record. Gene Ontology annotation, molecular function: RNA polymerase II cis-regulatory region sequence-specific DNA binding; DNA-binding transcription factor activity, RNA polymerase II-specific.
CUGCUGCCCCAGGGGACCGGACCGCAUGGACACAGCACCCAGCCCCAUUACACGUCACUUGCAGGGUGUUUGUGCUCUGCCCUGGUGAAUGUCCAGUGUAAAAGCAAAGCCACAUCAGCCAGGUGGGCAGUAGCUGAAGGGUGACUUCCAGUAGACCUAGGGACCAGAGGAGGGUUCUCGCUGUUCUGUGGAGCUCUGGGCCUCACCCGGUGCUCCUGCUGGCCCCUGUGACCCAGGGUAGGCCAGGCUCAGUCAUACUGUGCACAGCUGACAGUCAAGAUGGAAACAGCCUGACGGGCCGGCUGGGGACAGAGAGGCUCAGAUGAGACCCAGCCAGGGUCCCUGGGGCACGGCACCUCACCCCCUGUGGGGUUGUUGGGGGACUAAAUGGCUCACCCACCGGGUUUGUGGCUCACUGCCAGCCCCACGUGGGCACUAAGCCUCAAACGACAAGAACGCUGGGUUGGCCCUCGCUCCUGACCCCACAUCUCCUCCAGUCAAAGCCACUUGUCCCUACAGAAAGAACAGGCAUGGUUGGCCAGUGCAGGCUCGGUUUGCAUCUGUGUCCUAGUGUGACAGUAAGUGACCCCUUGUACAAGGAGCCCUGGUUUGCAUGGUCAGUGUCGGGAUGACCCUUCCAUGAGGGAACACAGCAGACCUGAGCUCCAGCUGCCCUAGGCAGGCAGUGGCUGACUUUUCUGCCCUGUCACCCACCUGCAAUGUUUCUUUGCGUCACAGACCUGGUGGUAGCUGGUGUUGGCGCUUCAGAGGGAAGCAAAAGAAGACACUGAGUCCUUGGCCUGUCUUCUCAGUCCCCUCUGGGCAGGAAUACUCCUCUACAGAAACGAGGAAACUGAGGCUAGGAACAGCAAUGCUUUCCUAGCCGGCCACCGCGGAAUGGAGAGCUUCAAAGACUCAGGGACGCAGACGGACGCCGUGGUGGUGCUGUCCUUGGCUCAGGCUGCCGUGCUGGGCCUGGUCGCGGAAAAUGAGCUCUUUGGAGCCACCAUAAGCGCUGAGGUCUUCUACCCGGACCUGGGGCCGGAUCCGUCUGGGGCCACCAUGGGGGAGCCUGGGCCACCAGGCCCGGAUGUCUACCAGCUGGCCUGCAACGGGCGGGCCCUGGAGGAGCCAGUGGAGGAGGAGGUAUUUGAGGUGGAGGCCGCCUUCGAGAAGCACACCCGCCGGAAGACACGACCCCCGGUACGGCUGCUGCCCAAGGUCAAGUUUGAGAAGGUGGAGGAGGAAGAGGAGCAGGAGGUCUACGAAGUGUCCGUGCCUGGCGAUGACAAGGAUGCAGGCCCAGCAGACGUCCCUGCUGCGGUGGCCAGUGGCGGCUGCGAGGCCCUGGUGCAGAGCAGUGCUGUCAAGAUGAUCGACCUCAGCGUCUUCAGCCGCAAGCCCCGGACUCUUCGGCACCUGCCGAGAACUCCAAGGCCAGAGCUGGACAUGGCCGCCUACGACCCUCCCUUCCCCGAGCCAGCCCGGGACGGCUUCCCCGAGCCCGGCAUGGCGCUGCCAGGGCCAGAGGCCUUGCCGGCCGAGUGUGGCUUCGAGCCGCCCCACCUGGCCCCCCUGAGUGACCCUGAGGCCCCCACCAUGACGUCCCCAGAGCCUGUCAAGCCAGAGCAGGGCUUCGUGUGGCAGGAGGCUGGCGAGUUCGAGGCCGAUGCUGCAGGCUCGACCGUGGAGCGGCACAAGAAGGCCCAGCUGGAUCGUCUGGACAUCAACGUUCAGAUCGACGACUCCUACUUGGUGGAGGCGGGUGACCGCCAGAAGCGCUGGCAGUGUCGUAUGUGCGAGAAGUCCUACACAUCCAAGUACAACCUGGUGACACACAUCCUGGGUCACAAUGGCAUCAAGCCACACUCGUGUCCGCACUGCAGCAAACUCUUCAAGCAGCCCAGCCACCUGCAGACGCACCUGCUGACGCACCAGGGCACGCGGCCCCACAAGUGCCAGGUGUGCCACAAGGCCUUCACGCAGACCAGUCACCUCAAACGUCACAUGCUGCUGCACUCCGAGGUCAAGCCCUACAGCUGUCACUUCUGUGGCCGCGGCUUUGCCUACCCCAGCGAGCUCAAGGCCCACGAGGUCAAGCAUGACAACGGCCGUUGCCAUGUCUGUGUCGAGUGCGGCCUGGACUUCUCCACCCUGACCCAGCUCAAGCGCCACCUGGCCUCCCACCAGGGCCCCACCCUCUACCAGUGCCUCGAGUGUGACAAGUCCUUCCACUACCGCAGCCAGCUGCAGAACCACGUGCUCAAGCAUCAGAACGUGCGGCCCUUUGUGUGCACCGAGUGCGGCAUGGAGUUCAGCCAGGUCCACCACCUCAAGCAGCACUCACUCACCCACAAGGGCGUGAAGGAGUUCAAGUGUGAGGUGUGCGGCCGGGAGUUCACCCUGCAGGCCAACAUGAAGCGUCAUAUGCUGAUCCACACCAGCGUCAGGCCCUACCAGUGCCACAUCUGCUUCAAGACCUUCGUGCAGAAGCAGACUCUCAAGACUCACAUGAUUGUACACUCGCCCGUGAAGCCAUUCAAGUGCAAGGUGUGUGGGAAGUCCUUUAACCGCAUGUACAACCUGCUGGGCCACAUGCACCUGCACGCAGGCAGCAAGCCCUUCAAGUGUCCCUACUGCUCCAGCAAGUUCAACCUCAAGGGCAACCUGAGCCGGCACAUGAAGGUCAAGCACGGCGUCAUGGACAUCGGCUUAGACAGCCAAGACCCCAUGAUGGAGCUGGCGGGCCCCGAUCCCUCUGAGCUUGACAGCCAGCAGGAAAUGGAGGACUUUGAGGAAAACGCCUACACCUACGCUGGUGUGGACGGCAGCUCCGAGGCCAGCGCCCUCACCGAACAGGCCAUGAAGGAAAUGGCCUAUUAUAACGUGCUAUAGCAUCAGCUGGCCGAGCGGCGGAGGGCCGGGGCAUGGGGGGGCUGCUGCCCAGGAACAAACUACUGUCCCCACUGUCCCCAGCCCUCCGUCCCAAGCCAUUUGCACCACUUGGGACCUUUAGACCAAAUGGAGACUACUGGCCUCGUCCCACCAAGGGAAGGGGUGCCAGGAGGCCCAGGUCUGGCCUCCUUGGCCUGCUGCUGUGGGUGGGUAGGGGACACACUGACGGGGCCACCUGGGCACAGGCUGCAGGGUCUCCCCAGACCCCUCAGUGCUCUUCAGGGUCCUGAUGCCACAGGAAGAGAUCACUUGAGCCCAGCAACUCCUCCCUCUAGGGAUGUCUGAGCUCCUGUGCUGGUCAGCACUGCCCUUCCCCACCCUGCCCAGCCCCAAGAGCCCCUUCCCCACCCAUCACUGAACAGCCAGGCAGGGCGCUCUGCCCUCUACCUCCCGGGCCUGCCUGUGCCCCACCCAGGUGUGCAUUCGGCCCUACCUUGGCCCUGACCUGUGGGAAAGCCAGAGGAGCCCAGCCCCCAGCCAGCACCCUCCCAUCAGCCCCCAGAAGGCCUCUGCCCUAUCGCCCUAUUUGAAAGUGACCCUCCCUAAAGUAGAUUUCAACAAAUGUCACCCAGUUCUGUCUUGAGUGGGGCACCACACUAUGGUUCCCCAUCAAACAGAAGCAGGACACACCUGGUGUCGGGCACACACUAACAGGUGGAGGCCCCUCUGGCCUGCGGGGGCAGAGCAGGGUGAUGUGGACCCAGAGGGGCUGUCCUCAAGGAAGGCCAAGGACCACCUGCAAGAAGAAAGAGCUAAGUCUUUUCUUAAGUGAGGAUGGGGUUACCCGAGACAGCAGGACCCCAGGAAAGGGCAACACAGUUAAAAAGGAAAAAAAGGAGACCAUAGAGGGAAAAA